CAUAGAACUGCCAUGCGGAGUCUGUUCUAUUCCAUUUCAAAUGUUCUUUCUGUUUUCCAUCUCACUGAAGUGACAUGUCCCAGACUAUCACUGCACUUCUGGGCCCCAUUCCCUGGGUGCAAAGACUCUUGAUCUCAGUGGGGUUUCUGAGAAGACAAACCCAAGAUUUUGCACUGAAAAGCAGGGCAGCUUUUCGACUAUCUGCCCAGAAGCCCAGCGAGUCCCCCAGGAACAUGCCCAUCCCAGCUUCUGACUUUCGUUACAAUACUCACGGCAAGCUCUCUGCUUUAUCUUACGCACGGCGAAAUAAGCAACAUGACAGGAACUGCACCCCCAUGUUAAAAGGUGCCAGGCUGGCUGUCCUGGAAUUUUACUCAAAGGCAACCCCAUUUGCGUCGCAUCUGGAUUUAUUUCGGAUGAUUGUCUCACAAAGGAACAGAGGCACGAAGUGGUUCUGAGAUCGUCAAAAUUAAUGAAAGCGCUGAUGCCCGAUGCGCUGCCACCGCGCGUCCAUCUCGGUCUUUAGCCAACCCACUCGCCUUUUUUGUCGGAGGGCGAGGAACGGCGCACGAACCUUGCCUUUAAGACACCACGAAGCAGAAAAGAUCGGCCGAAGGAGGUGCCAGGGAGCAGGUUAUUCGUGGGGCUGAGGUCGCCGCAGCUCCCAGGUGAAGAAAGCAGAACUGUGAAGCAGACAAGAUGGAUCUUGAUGUAUUAAACAUGUUUGUAAUAGCGGGAGGCACUUUAGCUCUCCCCAUUUUGGCAUUUGUAGCAUCCUUCCUCCUGUGGCCUUCAGCACUGAUCAAAAUAUAUUACUGGUAUUGGCGUCGAGCCCUGGGCAUGCAGGUGAAAUAUGCGCAUAGUGGUGACUACCAGUUUUGCUAUUCCUACCGAGGAAGACCCAGCCACAGACCAUCCAUACUCAUGUUGCAUGGGUUCUCGGCCCACAAAGAUAUGUGGCUUUCUGUUGUCAAGUUUCUUCCAAAAAAUCUUCACUUGAUUUGUGUUGAUAUGCCAGGUCAUGAGGGUACCACUCGGUCAUCUCUCGAUGACUAUUCCAUCUGCGGACAAGUGAAAAGAAUACACCAGUUUGUUGAAUGUAUCAGUCUGAACCGAAAACCAUUUCAUCUGCUUGGAACUUCUAUGGGUGGAAAUGUGGCUGGUGUUUAUGCUGCUCUGUAUCCAGCAGAGGUCUGCAGCUUAAGUCUUAUAUGCCCUGCAGGUCUGCCACAUUUCACAGAAAACAAGUUCAUAAAACAGCUGAAGGAGCUGAAGGAGAAGAAAUGGAUUGAUCAGAUUCCUUUAAUUCCAUCCACUCCGGAAGAAAUGGCAGACAUGUUAAAACUGUGCUCUUACGUUCGCUUCAAGGUGCCCCAUCAAAUUCUGCAGGGCCUGGUUGACGUUCGCAUCCCACACAAUGACUUCUAUCGAAAAUUAUUUUUAGAGAUUACAGAGGAAAAGUCACAAACUUGCCUUUAUGACAACAUGAGCAAGAUCAAAGCCGCAACACAGAUCAUCUGGGGAAAGCAAGAUCAGGUGCUGGAUGUUUCAGGAGCAGACAUUUUAGCAAAAUCAAUCCUUGAUGCCCAAGUACACAUUCUGGAAAAUUGUGGGCACAGUAUAGUCGUGGAACGGCCCAGAAAAACAGCAAAGCUUAUUCUGGAUUUCUUAACCACUGUACAGAAUGCUGAGAAUAAUAAGAAACUGGCCUGAACUUUUCCUAUGGGGUUGAACCCUUAAGCUUAGAUGUUUCAGUUGGGAGGAAAUACUGCUAAUUUAAUCAAUUCUCAGGGAUCUUAUUAUACAGAACUUGGUGAUUGUGCCAAAAUCCCUGAAGAAAUCUGAAUUAUUCAUAUAUUUAAUUUAGAAGUCUAUCAGUGCAAUGACUCUGGGAUACUGAACGGCCUUCACAUAUAUAUGCUAAUGAUAAAGUCUAAUAAAAAUCUGCAUUUCUAGAUAUUUUGAGGAACAGUGAAAGACUUAUAAGAUAGAUGUAUAACUCAACUCCCCCCCCCCCAAAAAAACAAUCCUUGGUUUUUGAUAACAAUCACAUAUUUUAAAAUAUCCAAUUUGUACUGGAUAACAUACUUACUAGCUAGGUAAAGUAGAAAAAAAGCACUACCUUCUGUUGUUAGUUUGCCCCUUUCCCAGUCUAUCUCUGGUAAUGUUCCACUGAACUGUAACUCGAAACAUCAGAGAAAAAUUGCAAAAGGGGCAAAUCCUUGUGGGACAGAUUCUUACAUGGGUUCUAUGUUAUCCAAAAAAUGUACAUCCUGCCUUCCGUUUGGAAUCAAUAUUGAUAUAUUUAUAAAAACUAAACUGUGAUUGGAGUCAGACAAUUCUGUAUCAUGGAAUGCAUUGGCCACUUCUAGGUUUAUGCAGUGACUCCAUGUGAUCUGGCAUAAUACCCGGUUAAUUGGAAGGUAGGUAGCAAUUGACAUUUACUUCAAAUAUGUAGGAAAAAUGGCACAGAGCAAAAGUUCAUAGAGUGACAGCUAAAGUGAGCUUCCAUCUCUUAAUAUAUAUGACUUUGCAUGAUGGAGUGUUGUGGCAAAAGGCUUGGAUGAUCCAGACGUUCAUUGAAAUACUGUUUAUAUUAAUUUAUGAUUUCAGCAGAGAAGAAAGGCAUGCACUACAUUUUAAGGGUAUGAAAGUUUUGCAGAUGCGGUACAAGUCUUCAGUGUUUGAUUUAUUAAGAAUGUGGUUUUGUAUCCCUCUACAGCUCCAUUUGUACAUAUGUGCUGCCUUAGGAGCAAAUUGAAAUAUUGAUGUCACCUGGACUUAUUAUAAUUGUGAAAUGUUCUUUCAUUGCAAUAUUCAGGCACUUGUGAAGUAGCUGGAACCCUUAAAGGGCAGGUCACUGAAUAUAAGACUUGUGAAUGUGUGGUUGCAUAUGCACACAGACAUACACAUACACAGAAGUUAAAUUCCAUUAAAGUCAAUGUGGCUAUUUCUGAUGUAAGUGGCUAGCAAAUUCCCUGUGAAAAGUAAUCUUACUGUACAGCUAAUAAAGUAAAUGGAGCUGUCCCAAAGCCAUUUCUGGAGCCAUUGUUUCGGUCUAGAUCAGUGUUUCUCAACCUUGGCAACUUUAAGAUGUGUGGACUCCCAACUCCCAGAAUUCCCCAGCCAGCAACUCCCAAUUCUGGGAGUUGAAGUCCACACAUCUUAAAGUUGCCAAGGUUGAGAAACUCUGGUCUAGAUGGUAUCUGAUCCAAGCAAUAACACUGUAUGUAAAUAAAUGUACAAGUGAUCAAAUCCAGGUUAGGGUUGGUCUGAACGGCCUUCUCAGCUCCCCCUGCCGCACCUUUUAAUUAAGUGUUCUGCUGAGUAAAUUAUUUACGUAAUGAAUUCUGUGAAUUCUGUGAAUUGUAAUGCUUGGGUGGAGAAAGAGUAGAACUGAAAUGGGUACCAAUAUAGAAUUAAGGUAUUCUAAAGGUUUAUUUGUUAUGCUCACCAAAUUCUUACAAAGUGAAUUAUUUAUCAAUCUUCAGCAUACUCUGCUUUUAAAUUAAUGGCUAAAGAAUAUAAAGCAUACAGUAUUCCUUUUCUGGGGUAUUUGUUCUAAUUUCCGAGUGCAAUUCUUUAGUGAACAAAAAUUCUGUAUCAGAUUUAGAAAUCUGGACUUGUUACAUCCUUGUAACUGUACUUUUCCUAUACAUGGAGGUUUGUGAAAAACCCUCUCACCAAGAAACAUUCAAUGAAUGCUGUUGCUCCAUUGAGUAAUAAUUUGCAAUAUAUUGGGUAUUUAUAGUCUAUACCCAUUGCAUAUUUUAGAAUGGCAGUUAAAUGAGCGACCUGCUUCCAAAAUAAUUGGACUUUGAACAAAACUAGUAUUUGUUGAAGCGUUAAAAGAAUAUGUUGUACCUGGUGUGGUUUCUGAUUUUACAACCACUGAGGAAGUGAGACACCAUUUUAUAAUACUAUAAUUUUGUUCCAAUUAAAAUAUUUUAUUUGGGACUGAUUUCUUCCGGUCAUUCCAAUUCCUUGUAUUUUAAACUUCUAUUCAGGAUCCCACUCAAAUUACCUUGCAAUUCAUUUUCAUUACAGAGUCAUGAAUGGUCUAUCUUUUACUCAAAUGGGGGUGGGGGAAUUCAUCUUUUAUUGAGGAAAAACAAGAACCUGUGCAUUUUGUUCAAUAACUGAUCAAUAUUUCUAGAAGUAGAGAUUAAAAACCACACAAAACCAACAGAGAACAAGUAAAUUUUUGGUAUGGUUCUCAGAAGCCAAUGUACUGUACACAGAAAGACUCAAUUAAAAUAUAAUUGAAAUGUC
Molecule: messenger RNA, 4272 nt
Organism: Python bivittatus (Burmese python)
Lineage: Eukaryota; Metazoa; Chordata; Lepidosauria; Squamata; Pythonidae
Source: RefSeq, a predicted model, not a curated record